Messenger RNA from Porites evermanni, 4969 nucleotides. The record is from the annotation of a GenBank genome assembly. Lineage: Eukaryota; Metazoa; Cnidaria; Anthozoa; Scleractinia; Poritidae.
AUGUAUUAUUAUCUUAUAAGGUACAGCGAUGGCGGUGCUCACGAACUGCAGAAAACAAGGCAAGCAUUGCAUGAGAAAGAAAGAGAGCUUGAAAGACUCAAAGAGAGGUAAAAGAGCAGUCAAUGCAUUUUGUGGGUCAGAUAAUUUAUUUUGUAUAUUUUGUUUUUACUCAUAAAAAAAAUCACCCGCCAAGGCAUGCAAUUUGCAACACUCUGCACAAUAUUUCAAUCUCUCGUUUAUUUGAAACUCACUAGCAUAGUGAUGUUGUCGCUUGAAACAUUGCAUAAUCGAUCUUCAUAGCGUUUUUCGGGCUAGGCCAUUAGGCUCCGUCCACACGUAUCCGGAUUCCUACUCUGUUUGUCAGCCAAUUUGUAGAACGAUCCUCGGCUCAUGCAGAAAUUUUAUCGCCAAUCUUCUUCAAUAACCGUUUCACUGACAAAAUUGUCCCACUAAGCACUAUUUCGCUCGUUUUAGUUGUUUACGGCGCCCAAUUCGUCCGUCCGUCGAUCCGCUGUUUCACAUGAUUGAAGGGUACAGUAAUCACAGUAAUUAUAGCUAGGUUUAACUGCGCACACGUUAUAAGAAGUCCAAGAAGUAAAGAAGAGAUAAAAUUCGCGUUCUGCACAGGCUUGAAUAUUCAUGGUAAAGAACUGGUUUCGAUCUUGUGACGUCACUGGACAAAAAAAUAUCCGGAUUUAGCGUCUAUACGAUUCCGUAUUCAUAGCGUGCGGAUUCAAAAACUUGCGGAUUCGCAUGGUGGAUGCACCGGAUUCAAAAAUAUCCGGAUACGUGUGAUAUAAUUAUCAUAGAGGGAGUAUUACGAAAUAGGUAAAUCAAUGAAGUCUUAUCCGCUUAUUGUUAAGAAAAAUGUGGACAACAACAAAACAGAUUAGAGCAAUCAGGCAAAAACAAAAAAGCAAUUGUCUUCUGAGGGCGAAAAAAUAUCCCAAAGUCCAGGAUUAUUUGUAGGAUUGAUUGCUUUGUUUAUUUCAGACAUGCUGCAAUCUCUGAGAGAAGAGUGAGAUCCGAUCAAAGAAAAUCAGAAAAUACCCGGAGCAAUAAUAGGCAGUCCGAACUUGAAAGUCAUUAUGUAACUGACUUCAAAGACGGUGCUCGUGUUGAUGCGGUGGAGGUUAUAACUAACAGAGCCAGGCCUUAUGGAACGAAGCCAUCUGGAACAGAUUAUUUGAAGUUUUGCAGACUUGCAUGCUUCAUUUUUGAGGUAAGAGUUUAUUGGUAUUACUGAUUUGCUGUUACUUUUGUUAUGUUUUUUGAUUCGUUUGUUAGUUUGAUUUUCUUAUCACGGUGCUCCUAUCUAGCUGUAAGGAAGCCUAAAUCAAGGGACAAAAGAACUUACGGAAAUUGAAAGUAUGUUUUGGGCUUCGUAAAUGCGUUAGGAAUUGUCUUGAUGUACCCGCAAGUACGUGCAAAUUGAUAUCCCUGCCGUGGCACGACAGGUAUGAAAGGGUUGGCUUGAUCUCCAGCCUUCCUUUGGUUUAUGUCAGGGCUCCUGUUUAUGUUGUUUUGGAAUUUUUAGGAAAGAUUAAACGCUUAAUAGCGGAGCUGUCGCGCGCGAAGCGUGAGCAGCGGAGUACCAUGGGUAAGAAAAUGUAGUAAUCUACCCAUCCGAGAAAAUUUGGUAUGCACGUGACCGUGCGCCCGACCGUCUGUCUUCACCACAGGCAUACCUUCCAUCCGCACCACAGGCAUACCAAUGUUAAAUAACUCAAUCAACAGAUAUGGCAGCCCAAAUGCAACUCGAGGUUAUUUUGGCGGGAAAUCGCAAAGCCACCCGCGUCUUGUAAAGCAGAUGCAGCUAAAGAGUCAAUAAAGACGAAACCGGAAAGCGGAAAUUGUUUCUGUAUCCGUUUUUUCUAAAGUAUUAAGCUUAGAUUAAUUGUCAUAUCCACAAAUUUGGAAUAUAGAGCAAGAGAAAGACAGAGAAAAAGAGAAAAACUCAACGAGAAAAAGGGCGACAGAGAUCGAGAGGGAGAGAUAAAAAACAAAGGACACAUUUUUUUGUUGGAAGAACAACAUGAAAAUUUUGUAGCGGCGGUGACAAAAUGAGAAUGCAAUGAGAAAAUGAGCUCAGUGAAAAAAAUGUGAACGAGAAUACGUACGACAUUUCCUCCAUAAAAAAAAGUUUCUGGAAGUUUUACGUUGUAGUCGUGCAAAGCAACGGCAAAGAAAUGUACAAAAAAAGUGUGAUGCACGUGCAAAGUUGCUUUGUUGCUAAUUAGACCUUUUGUUGUUUUCCCCGUUCUUCGGCGUUGCCUUCGCCGCUUAGCAUUACACGAAUUUAUAUUUUGUUUGAACAAACUAUAAAUAUUAUCGAGAGCUUCGCUUUUAGCCCUUGCUAAAUCUAUAUAUUAAUAUAUUCUCUAACUGGAUAACUGACUAAGCAGCUUAUGCUUUGCGCCUCAAAUGUCAGCUUCAAUAAAACAUUUGGCCGUUUUUGGACAGGGGGCAGAGAUGUUGUGUUUGACCUGGGAUUCCAGUUUAUUUUGCGUCACGACUGAGGGAAUACUGAAUAAACGUAGGGCCGAUGGAAGCGUCGUGCGUCGUGCGUUACUGAAGAAAGAGCUAUUUAUCCUGUCAUGUCAUCCGAUUUGAGCAUAAACGAGGUUUAAGACUCCGGGAUAAACCUUUUUCUUAAGACGCAAGCUUUCGAUUACUUUCAGAAUCUUUAUCAAGUGAUGGAGUAUCGGUUUGAUGUUGGAACCCGACUUGAGGCUCGGUAUCAAUAUGGGAGGGAGCCUUAGGAGUUCUGGGAUCCUGAUGAAGCGCAAUAUAUAGUGAGCUUAGAAUGGCCGUGAACAAAAAGGAUUUGUAUGGGAACCCCGGUACUACUAGAUAAAUACUAACAGAAAUUUUCAAUAAAAUUUCCGUCUUUCGUUAUUUACAUCGUGUGAUCAUCUUAUGCUUCCUUUGUGGUUUCCUGAUCCGAUGCCAUCUUUGCGAUUUUUUACUCUGCACAGACAAGGGUCUUUUUCUGCUACAAGUUUUCAGUACUUAGAGGAACUUUUUGAAUUCUGUAAUGGCAAUAACUUUAAAGCUCAACGUACUUUUCUUAACAACAUGUUUUAGACUGCCUACGAGUGUGCUAUGAAAGCGAAAACGUCUUUUGAGAAAGUUACGACUGCUGUUCUGGACAUCUUAUCAUCAAACGCUCCUGCAAUUGGACUCAACAAAAGCGAAUUCCAGAAUAAGGUAAUAUUCUGUAGAUUUUGGUCUCUGUUCCAAUGCUAUAUACAUAAGGGACGACAAAGUGGUAAAACAAAGGGAAGUCCCAAAAAAAAAUUACAAACCAUGACAUAAAUAUAACAAACACACUCAAGAAAUAUGAGUGAUGUUUUUUUUAGUCGCUGACACAGGCGACGUCAAAAAAAUAAAUAAAUUGGUAACUAAAAUAAAUAAGUAGAUAAAUCAAAAUAAAACAAAUAACAACAACAACAACCCCCCCCCCCCAAAAAAAGAAAAUAAAAAAAUAAUAAUAAUAAUAAUAAAAUAGAGUUCUCCUCAGCGAGGAAGACGAAUCCGUAAACUUCUUAUUCAGUUCAUAUCGUCGUUAUCAUACCAAUGGAAAUCAUUCUCCAGUGACUGAAUAACUUAGCUUUAGUUAAUCUGAUAGAAAAGUGGCUUUUUUUCUGUAUCUUUUUCUCUGCUACGAUACCUAAACGUUUCAUAAAGGUAUUUAUGCACGUCUACAUUCUAAUUUUUAUUUCGUAGUUUCGCUAUAUGGGCACGCACACUGGAGAUGAGAAUAAAUCACAAGACGCGUUAUCUGAGGUCAUGGUUCUUGUCAAAGAAGAAGCAAAAACUCAUGACCUAAAUUCGCUUAUAAAUGUAAGUUAAAUCAAUUUAUUAUUAAAUGUUACAUUCCUGAAAAGUUUGUUAUAACGCUUUGAUAUAAUUUCAACGAUCCGCUUUUAAAAAAAAAAUAUUGCUGACCUACUGGUGGUUAGUCUUUUCUUUAAGACGAGCUGUCUAGAUUUAAAAAAAAAACUGUUUUUGCAGUGGAAUGGAGAUGAAUCUUGAUUAAUAGACUUGGUCAGGAAAAGUAGAAGCCAGAAAGGAAGUGGUUACAGAAAGUGGAUAGAAAUGAGAGACAGGACGAAGAAACGAUACUUAUUGGCGGUGGAACGAGGUCCGCAUUAAUUUAAUUAUGGCACAGGGAGUAACGACAAAGCUACUUUUAAACGAUCACAGUUUAUUUCAUGGACACUGCGGGCGCACAAUAUUUCAUACAGUGUUAAAAAAAACAUAAUUCUGGAAUUAUCUUUUAUUUUAAUCUAUGAUCUUUACAAAGUAUUAAAUCGCUACAAUUUGUCGCCACACAACAUGAACUAGAAAAAGGAACGUCACAAGAAAGAAAAGAUAAUAGCGUAAUAUAUUCAACUGAUCUGUAUUCAAGGUAAUUCGGGAAUCAAAGUUAGUAAAAUGUUUUUUAAAAAAAAUUUAAUAAACAGUACAGUGAAUUACUAUCUGUAUUUCAAGUAUCACUUGCGGUUGCUAUUUAUCACUUUACUUAUUAACAAGGUGACUACAUCAGUCUUAGCGCUCUUAAUUCCUACUUUUACGUUUCCAUAAAGAAAUGAUUUUCUUCGUCAUUACUUAGGUGGUCAAAGAAGUAAUUAAGACAAAAUGGAUACGGGAUGAUGACACACUUCCUUCUUAUAACUACACUGUUAUGUACAGCUUGGAUGAGUACAUAAACUAUUGCACAAAAUUUGCUUGGUGUAUGGUGUCCCGAGUUCCUCCUUUGGAAAUUGAAUACAAGAACAACGUUUUUAACUCUAGAACGCACGUUCUGAGCCAAGCAUUCAGUCUUAGAGGAGAGAAUUGGGCGGUCCAUCAUAGGAGACAUCCGAAAGCCCAGCAGACUAUUAAAUGCUACUUGUGGCCCACCCUACAGGAUUGUCAAGGAAAGGUUAUAGUAAAAGGAGAGGUGAUCUUGAGUAAGAGGUAG